GCAAGGAACAGAAACGCUAUGGUCUUCUCUUCACCUGUCUGUGUUCCAGAGCAGUUCACAUCGAGAUGUUGGAAGACAUGACGACAGAUACGUUCAUCAAUGCCUUACGAUGUUUCAUAGCCAUCCGAGGUGCCGUAAGACACAUCAGAUCAGGUCAAGGAUCGAACUUUGUUGGAGCUAGAAACGAAAUGGAAAGAGCUCUGAAAGAAGUCAACCAAGAGAGAGUAGCUGCCUUUCUUGCAGAUAAGCAGUGUGACUUCCGUAUGAACGUACCUGACGCAAGUCACGUUGGAGGAGUAUGGGAACGGCAGAUCAGGACGRUGAGAAGUGUUCUUACCUCAGUUCUAGCUCAGAGCACUGGGAGGCUGGAUGACUCGUCCCUAAGGACAUUUUUCUAUGAAGCGAUGUCCAUUGUAAAUAAUCGACCCUUAACAGUCAACACAAUCAGUGAUCCCAACAGCYUGGAGCCCUUAACACCCAACCAUCUCCUAACUAUGAAGUCAGCUGUUCCUCUGCCCCCACCUGGCAAGUUUGUUAAGGAAGAUCUUUAUACCAGGAAAAGAUGGAGGCGAGUUCAAUAUCUUUCUGAGCAGUUUUGGAACAGAUGGAGAAKAGAGUAUCUUGCCAACAUCACUCUCAGGCAAAGAUGGCAUGCCCCUCGACGUAAUGUGCAAGCAGGAGACAUUGUAAUCCUUAAGGAGGAAGAAGUCCCUCGCAACAGAUGGAAGCUUGCCAAAGUUMWUCAAGCAUGUGAAGAUGAUGAUGGACUGGUCAGAAAGGCCAUCAUUCAAGUGGGAGAGAGGAUGUUAGGAAAGAAGGGUGAACGCCUCAACAAGCUAACUAUUYUAGAACGGCCUAUCCAAAAGUUGGUUGUUAUUGUAAGAAGCAGCUAAACUUGUGUUCAGUACGUAACUGUCMCUWAUGACUCAUGUAAGAAGUUCUUUGAUGCUUUAGAAAUUACCAUUGAUUAUCAAUACAAAGUGUUAUGCA
Molecule: messenger RNA, 990 nt
Organism: Austrofundulus limnaeus
Lineage: Eukaryota; Metazoa; Chordata; Actinopteri; Cyprinodontiformes; Rivulidae
Biological process (GO): DNA integration
Molecular function (GO): nucleic acid binding
Source: RefSeq, a predicted model, not a curated record